Messenger RNA from Coturnix japonica (Japanese quail), 2883 nucleotides. The record is from RefSeq and is a predicted model, not a curated record. Lineage: Eukaryota; Metazoa; Chordata; Aves; Galliformes; Phasianidae.
CAGGUUGAUAGGCAGAUGUGCACCAGGAGACUUCAGAAGCAAGAGACCCACUGGCGUUUAUGGAGGAUAGACUUCAAGAUUAAAACCGUUGAAUUGCAAGGAAAGAAGAUCAAGCUACAGAUAUGGGACACAGCAGGGCAAGAGCGAUUUCACACCAUCACCACCUCCUAUUACAGAGGUGCCAUGGGAAUCAUGCUAGUAUAUGACAUCACCAAUGCCAAGAGCUUUGAAAACAUCAGCAAGUGGCUCAGAAACAUAGAUGAGCAUGCCAAUGAAGAUGUGGAGAGGAUGCUGUUAGGAAACAAGUGUGACAUGGAAGAUAAAAGAGUCGUUCCUAAAGCAAAAGGUGAACAGAUUGCUAGGGAGCACGGUAUUAGGUUUUUCGAAACUAGUGCAAAAGCAAAUAUAAACAUUGAGAAGGCAUUCCUCACAUUAGCAGAAGACAUUCUUCGAAAGACGCCUGUAAAAGAGCCCAACAGCGAAAAUGUAGAUAUCAGCAGUGGAGGUGGGGUGACGGGCUGGAAGAGCAAGUGUUGCUGAACGUUCUCCUUUAUCACCAAUCGCCAUCCACCGCCUCUUUUUUCUCGCUGCAAAACAAACCACUCUGUCCGUUUUUAACCUUAAGCCAAUGUUUUUGUUCCUCAUCUUAACGAGCUCCUGUCUCCCUUUUGUUCUCCCACGUAGGACAGCUUGUGUGCUUAUAAUUUCCUCAACGUGUGUAGGAAAAUCAUCUCCGUGACUUCAUGUUUUUAUUUUUUUUUACUGUACCUGCUCCACUCACCACUACGUUUUGGUUGUAUGAUAGCCCCGCUCCUUCCGCCAUUAAAACAUAGAGUAAUCGUAUAUUCGACUCUCUUCUGCAAAUGGUAUAAGAAUAAAAGCUAGAAUUAACGAUUCCUUUUGUACAACAGUGGAAUUUUCUGUCCUGGAUAACGUGCUCGAGUCACCGUGUUCAUUUAGAUGCAGCAGCAAAAGAGCCAGGAAAACACUCAACGUUCGCCUUUGAGUGUGUGAAUGGGGUUUCUUUUGUCCUGUGCCUUACGUGGAAAGGAACUUUUUAUUUUCACUUUGAUUUCCCUUCUGGUGGAAGCAUGUGCAGGGGAGACACGGCAUCCAUCCCUGACCAUUUCCAAGUACCCAGCUCUUUUGUGAUUGCUUUCUGUAACCGUUGGUGUCAUGCAUCGAGGACAAAGGGUGGUGCAAAAAAAAACAAACAAAGCAACUACUACUACUGCUACUGCUACUACUGCUGCUCCAUUGAACGCGCCGCGUCUCCUUUUGGCGAUCUGGCCAUUCGGAACCGUUCCUGCUGCCGUUUUCUUUUCUCACUCGCAGCUCUUUCCUUUUUGCCUGCAUGCCGCUUUGAUUUGCUUUCCUCCAUGGUGUGAUGUGUUAAUUAAAAAGGAUGGCAACGUGGUAUGUUUGCCAAAAAAACUUAAUACAAAGCACUGAGUUAGCUUUCGAGGUAAGAUGUUGACGAUACCUACUAAUUUCCCUCUAGCCAAUGUCAGUUCACUAGUAUAUCCUCUCUCCUCCUGCAUAGCCGUUGGGUUUUAUGAUAUGGAAGAGUUAUUUGCAUGCACUAGUUUUCUAUGGAGGGUGAUGUGGUUGUCUACUUUAUGUGUAUGAAUAUAACACGCGAUUCCCAAACUGACAGCGUUUUAACGUGAACUUCUUCAGUUCUCUCUCACCGUGAGCCGCUCCAACAACGAGCUGUUGGGUAGCCGAGCACGAGGCCGAGUCCAGCUAGGUUAGAAAGGAAGAAAUAGCAACAAAAACUGAGACAAAAGUCGGCAGUUUAAUUUAUUACCUCCCCCUUCCCUCCCCCCCAAAACCUUCCACUUCCCGAGCCUCGCGUUCCUCUCCAAGCUCACUCUGGUCUGGUUGAGUUUUGGACUUUCUCCAGUCUCGAUGACGCCGUGGGUAAACGCUGGUUGAAUUUUAACACGAUGACGGUGUUUGAACGCGGAGAUCCCAGUUCUGAGAGCCGCCUCCCAUGUAGGGAUGUGGUCCCUGUCCCCAUUAGGCUCCACCUUCCUCCUAAACUGCACUUUCAAACAUUAUAUCAAAAGGGAAAACGGAGCAAACAGACACCUUGUCGUCGUCGUCGUUGUUUUUUCUUUGAUAGAUAACCUUGCUUUGAAACGUGAGCUUUUUAUUUGCUCCUGGGGCUUGGCUCCUUCUGCGUCAACCCAUCGGGACCCCCCUGUUGUAGGCGCUGUGCUGGCGGCUCCCACCCCUCACACCCAACCUCGGCAUCGCCGUGACCUCGGCCGAGUCUUUAAACCCAAACAUCUCUACAGGUUCUGCUUCCCUCUGUGCAAAGAUACCUGAACGUUGCCCGUGUGGCUUUGGCUUGGCUUGGCCUUUAGUGGAGCGCGAGGCCCAGCCGAGGAGGAGCGAGCGACCAGAGUCAGUUCAGAUGCUAAAAACACACCAGAUAACGGCGAUGAUCUUUAGGUUAAACCGCUUUAGCGUUAACUACGGCCUGGAGGUGGGGGUAAGGGGCAAAGCCAGCCUGGGGGCUGCUCCUUCUGGGCACGGCUCACUUAAUUCAAUUGGUCCCGAUGAACCGAACCCCCUGAAGCUGAUGGGUUGGUUGUGUGAGCGCCUCGAGCAGGUGGGGCCGGGCUGGAAGCCGCGCUUCAUCCCAUUACAUUUGAUGGUGGGAAAGAGAAACAGAAACAGCAUCGACUUCAGGUCUAGGAAUUAAACUCCCAUGCCUACAAUUUUUUUACUUAAUCUUUUAAUAUUUUUGCUACUCCACUCUGGCUUUUUAUUUAAAACACAUUCUUUUGUACCACUUAACUGUAUCAAAUUGUAUAAAAGAUCACUGUCCCAUUCUUGGUCAUACCAAGAGCAAAUAAAAGCUUUUAUAAACUU